Molecule: messenger RNA, 1192 nt
Organism: Phymastichus coffea
Lineage: Eukaryota; Metazoa; Arthropoda; Insecta; Hymenoptera; Eulophidae
Exons: 5
Coding region: 292-909 (205 amino acids)
Source: RefSeq, a predicted model, not a curated record
GCGCAGACUUGUAUACGGCGCGCGUAGUGGGGACUGCAGCCACGCGACCUGCCAGCAGUCUACUCCGCAGCCGGGCAAGCUGCACCCCCGUUCGCGCAUUCGUUUUUUUUUUCUCGGCCUGGCAAUCACGCCGCCAGCUCCGCUCCCAGCUAACCGUCGCCUCUGCCGAUUUGGCUUUUCCGAUAGACCGAAUUUUCGCAUCGGGGAGUUUCACGCUGCGCUCGGACGCCCGACAACUGCUCGCUCACGACCCAGCUGCGCACCGGCGAACGAGAGCGAGAACCGACGACAAUGAAGAGGUCGUCAGCGACAUUGCCACCAGAGAAAAGUCACGUGGAGACCAAAAAAUCCAAAGCCAAAGAUGAAAGUUUGGUUAUAGAUACGCACGACUAUUUAGAUCUGAUACUAAACAGAAUUACAGAUCUGCAGAGGCAAAUAAACCAAGGAGUUUACGUGACCGAUAACGUUAUCAAUCUCGGGGAGUCAGAGGCAGAUGGAAGCAUAAUGAAAGAAGUAUUGACUAAAGUGUUCAAAGAUAUACCCGAGACUUCGAAGACAGUGGCCAACAUUAUUGACUCUACAUCGAAACCCAGCGUAGCUCAACUUCGUGCUAUUCGCAACAAACGUUAUCAAUUAUCAGGCUUCGAGGUUUGUCGGAAAAUUGCCACGCAUUUUGUGAAAAAUAUCGUUUGCUCGUCUGCAUUCGAAGCAGUUCCGAAUUCCAAUCAGGUAAAACCAAGAAUAAUCAUAAUAAUGCCGAGUUACAUUGUAAUCAAAACUAAUAUAAUUUUCUUCUGCCAGAAGAGGUGUGAUAAUACCGUAGAAAUGAGAGCAAAAAUAGCAGGGCAGCUUGAUCUUCAUUUAGCAGUCAAGCAGCGUGAUUACACUGCUCGAUUAAUGAGAGAAUGAGAACUAUCACAGACGAUUUAAUGCUACCGUCAUCAAUUCUAGUCAUCUCAAUUUUGGGAAAACCAUUUACUUUAAGUUUAACUUUCGAGAAUACACGAGCUUGGGGAGAAACACAAAGAUAAUUAUAAGAAUUUAUGUAUUGGUUGUAAACAAAAUAUUUUUGAACACAGAUAUGAUCGGAAUUGGAUUUUAGACUACAAUAAUUAAAUAAUUCUCAAUGCAUUACUACAAAUAAGACUGUUAUAUCAUAAUCAUGUCAAUAAUCUUUUAGUGAUUAAAUUGA